AUGACAUCUACUGGCAUCAUCGACGAGAAGCGUGCUGGGCCCAGUGGUCAGCAGCAUAUUGAGCAGGUGACGGAGAAGAGUUCGACGAGCUUGGAGGAGCUGGAGGAGCUGGAGGCACAGCGUAUUCAGCUUGAUGAGGCAGAGGCGAAUCGCGUGUUACGCAAGGUGGAUUAUCGGCUCGUGCCUGUGCUGACGCUGCUCUACCUCGUUGCUUACAUCGACCGCUCGAACAUUGGUAACGCCAAAAUCGCCGGUAUGGACAAGGACCUCAAUCUCCGCGGCCUUCGGUACAACACCGCGGUGACGCUGUUCUUCGUCCCCUACACACUCCUUGAAAUACCUUCGAACAUUGUCCUCAAGAUGAUGAAGCCGAGUCACUGGAUGGCAAUCCUGAUGUUUUCGUGGGGAUUGGUGAUGACCUUGAUGGGUCUCGUCAAUAGCUAUGGAGGUCUUCUCGCUGGCCGUUUCUUCCUCGGCGUGACCGAGAGUGGGUUCUUUCCCGCAGCCACUUUUUUGCUUACGCUCUGGUACCGUCGAUUUGAGUUGCAGCGACGUAUGGCGGUGUUCUACGCAGCUGCUUCCCUGGCUGGAGCCUUCUCCGGCCUUCUCGCGUACGGCAUUGAGAAGCUAGACGGAAGGUCAGGAAUCGCGGGAUGGCAGUGGAUUUUCCUGAUCGAGGGCUUGAUCCCAGUGGCGCUUGCUCUGAUCAUCUGGAAAAUUCUGCCUGAUAGCCCUGAGACAGCCAGGUUCCUCACCCAACCAGAGAGAGACCUCCUAGUUCGCCGACUCCAGGAUGAUGCGGGAAGCGGGCAGGGCAAGGCUACCAACAAUGACAAGAUGGGCAAGCAGCAUAUCAUUGCUGGUCUCUCGGACUGGAAGAUUUGGGCUGGUGUUGUCAUUUUCUGGGGUAGCACUGUCGGUAUCUACGGUUUCACUGCCACAGUCCCGACCGUGAUCAACGGCCUGGGCUACUCCAGCGCAAACGCUCAGCUGCUUACGAUCCCCAUCUACAUUUUCGCCGCCAUCGUCACCCUCAUCUGGGCAUGGGGCUCUGACCUGUCCCAGAAGCGCUCACCCUGGAUUAUUGGCGGCUUCUGCAUCGCCAUUGUAGGCUUCAUUGCGCAACUCGCUAUCCCGCACCCUAGGUACCCGGGUCUGACCUACGGCUUCCUUUUCCCGGUGGCAGCAGGCCUGUACUGCCCGUUCACUUGCCUGGUAUCCUGGGUCGCUAACUCACUGGCGCCCAGCUCAAAGCGCGCGGUUGGUAUGGCGCUGCUCAUCUCGGUGGGCAACAUGGGUGGCAUCAUGGGUAGCAACAUCUACCUUGCAAGGGAGAAGCCGAAGUACACCACUGGCUUUGCGACCAGUUUGGCAAUGUGUGUUGCUGCUGUUGCCAUGACGUUCGUUCUGCGAUGGGCGUACGCCAAAGAGAAUAGGAAGAGGGACCAGCUCAUUCAGGAGUACGGUGAAGAAGCGAUUAGGGCGAGGUACACGGAAGAUGAGUUGUUGGUGCUGGGCGACAAGAGUCCAUUCUUUAGGUACACCUUGUAA
Molecule: messenger RNA, 1551 nt
Organism: Didymella exigua CBS 183.55
Lineage: Eukaryota; Fungi; Ascomycota; Dothideomycetes; Pleosporales; Didymellaceae
Product: MFS general substrate transporter
Exons: 3
Coding region: 1-1551 (516 amino acids)
Biological process (GO): transmembrane transport
Cellular component (GO): membrane
Molecular function (GO): transmembrane transporter activity
Source: RefSeq, a predicted model, not a curated record